GCGGAGGCGCGGUCGUGAAAGAAGUGAAAGCGAAGAAGUCGAAGACGAUGGGGAAAGAUUCUGAUAGCGAGGCGGCGAAGGCGGGACGGGCCCACCCUCCUUACGUAAAGAUGAUAAAGGAAGCGCUGUUGUCGCUGAAGGAGCGCAAUGGGUCGAGUACGUACGCCAUAGCCAAGUUCGUGGAGGGGAAAUACGAGGUGCCACCUAACUUCAAGCCCAUGCUCUACCGCCAACUGAAGAAGCUUGUGAAGACGGGCAGAUGUCUGAAGAUCAAGAACAGUUUCAAGCUGAGUGACGAGAUGAAGAAGCCAGACAAGGCCGACCUGAAGGAGAAGAAGGAGAAGAAGGAGAAAGAGAAGAAGGAAAAGAAGGAGAAGAUGGAGAAGCAAUCGGAGAAGGAGAAGAAAUCGGAGAAGGAGAAGAAGGGAAAGGUCGAGAAGAAGGAGAAGAAGGAGAAGAAUGCGACGUCGUCGGCUGCGGCUGCGGCGGCGGCGGCGGCGGAGACUGCUGCUGUGAAGAUGGGCAAAUCUUCCAAGGAUACGAAGGCCACAAGAGGCAGAUCUACUAAAGCCUCCUCCGCCUCCUCCUCUGGCAAGGAGGCGGGUGUAGGAGCGGCGCCAAAGGUCGCUAAGGUGUCGAAGACUGCAAACGCAGCAAAGGAUGCGAAGCAACAACCGACGGAGUCCAAGCAGCGGACGAAGGCUGCUGCUGCUGUCCAAGUGGCAGCAGAGGCAGAUGGCGAAGGGAAGGAGGCCAAGGCAAAGGGAGCGAAAGGCGGCAAGCAGGAGGUGAAACCCAAGGCUGCGAAACCGAAGGCGACGACUAGCAAGGCGGCGGCGGCGCUGAAGGAGGACAAGUCUGAGUCGUUGAGGCAGGCGAGUCCAGCGAAAGGCAGGUCGAAGGCGGUCGCUAAGGAGGAUUCGGCAUUACCCGAAGGUAACGGAGUCUCAGCGAGAGGCAGGAAGAAGAGAAGGGGUGGUGAGGCAGUAGCAGCAGAGGGGGAGGAGGUUGUGGGCGUGCAGGCUCCUGAAGUCGUUGCAGCUACUGGGAGCACGCCGAAGAAGGGUCGGGUAGCAGAGGCUGCAGCAGUGGAGGAACCGGCCUCCCCGGCGGCGGAGACGAAAGGAGUAACGCCAGUCAAGUCCUACGGGAGAUCGAACGGCGGCAGAUCGAAGACGGACAGCGAUGAUGUCGAGAUCGAGGAUGCAUCACCUCAAAGCCCGGCAUCUGGUCCGAAGAAGAAAGGCAAGSSGGRGGSGRRSGGSGGGGSGGGGGGGGGGGGGMWAAGAACAGUGAGAAAGCCAGCGCUGUUCCAAGAAAGGGAGGCAAGAGAGGAAAGAAGUAGAGUAAUGGACAACGCCGCAUGUUUGCCGGCAUAUUGGAAUUGCCGCUUUCCUCUGUUAGUGGCGGCUCUUGCUUGUUGAUGUAACGAAUCUCUGGUUGUCCUGGGGUAUGAUUAGCCAUCAAUCAAAUAAAAGCUUCGGCCGCACUAGAUCAGGGCCGGUUCACCUCUUGCCCUCCCCACUAAAAGGGAUUGGCAGCCGGAUGAUGAUGAUGAUGAUAAUGAUGAUGAUGAUGGGCAACCGCCUUGCCGAGUGUGCUCCUUUCCUUCUAUCUCGUUUUUCCGUUGUUCUUUGAUAUCAUGUCGUCGUGGAGAGGGCUUUGGGCCCAGAACAACGUAGAUCUGCUCCCCUGCCGGUUUCCCUGCCGGUUUCCCUGCCGGUUUCCCCUUCCUCCUCCUUCCCCCCCCUUCUUUACCCGCGCGCCUUUCCCCCACGCCUGCUCCCCCGGCGCACGCUUCUGCAGCUCUUGCCCUCUCUAAAGAAGGGGCUGGUAACGGGGUGAAGAUGGGCAAUCAAUCGCCUUGAUUAGUGUUUUUCUUUAGGUUGAUCUCGUUUUUCCGCCGUUCUUGGACGUGUCCUGAUGAGAAGGGAACUUCGGCCUCACAAGACAGACACCUUUGAUUCCUCCCCGACACCUUUCUCCUGUCCCACAUGCGUCCCCCACCCCCACCCUUGCCCAUCCGUUCUUUGAUUCCUCCCCGACCGACCCCUUUCUCCUGUCGCUUCAGAAGGUACGGGGUCUUGGUGGGUUAAACUCUUCAGGUAAUUAAGAGAGAAGACGGUGCUCGGAGGAAGAUGGCUGAGAGGAACAUGUAAGCGAGGGGUAGGUUUUGAUUUUUGAUUUGAUCGGUUGGGGUCUAUAGUGAGAUACAGUAUGUAGACGAGUGUCACCAACUCGGUCGGUUAACGAUAGCUGUCGUGCCAGCAGCAAUGGUGUAUGUUGAUGGUCGGCGAUUGUAGUGGAGCGAGGAACUGACGGCGAUGCAGCGGAGCCCAGUCCCAAGGCUGGCUUUGGUCCCAGAUGGCCCGGAAAAGAGUGGUAAGGAUUAAGAGGGGGGGGUCAUGCCAGCAGCAAUGGGGCAUCAUGCUGAUGGGCGGCUCGGAUUUUAAGAUAGCGAGGAUCUUACGGCGAUGAUGCAGCCUAGUCCAGUCUCGAUGCUGUCCCCAGUCCCAAAGCUGGUGGACCUAGUCCCAAAGCUGGCAUGGAAAAGAGUGGUAAGGAUGAACAAGAGCGGGGGUCACGCUAGCAGCGAUGGGGCAUGUUAAGGGUCGGCGAUUGGAAUUGAGCGAGGGGCUGACGGCGGUGCAGCAGCUGAGUUCAGUCCCAAAGAUGGUCCCAGUCGCAAAGCUGGGGCUGAAAAGAGACUGCUAAGGCUCAAGAGCGGGGGUGAAUAAGUAGGGAGGGGGAUUUUAAAUAGGGACGGAGUGAUUUGUGGUAGAUCCAAGGCCUAAGAGGCGGAGGUUCGGGCGCUGUAAUCCGGUGUAGCGGACGAACUGUUUCGUGAAUGAGAACGGAGUGAUUGGUGGUGGUGUUGGUUUAGGGUUUAGGAGCGUCGUCGAGAUUGAGCGGCUGAGAUCCUGGGUAGCUGGUGUGUUUGGCGUCCUGUGCAUUCUACUUAUGUAGCCGGCUGAUUUGCAUGUUUGUUAAUUACGAAAAUAUGCAGGGGGAGUGUUUGACUCGCGGAACUAAUCGACGGCGUUGUAGGACCUUUCGGGGUCGCGGAGAGGGGGUACACUAGGGAUGGAACAUCUGAGACAAAGGCCCAUCACUUGGUUGUUGUUAACCCGACUUCAUGAAGCUUGGCACAAUGGAGAAUGUAGGUAGGUAGGUAAGUUUGGCAUAGUCCAGAAUGUGGGGGCAGGUAGGCUAUAUUGUUUGAGAGGAGGGCUGGAUUUGAUGUGAAAUUGCGGUGGUGAUUUGGCGGUUUGGAUCUUCUCUAGUGUUGCAAUGGGCUUUUGAGAUAAAGUGUCACAGAGACG
Molecule: messenger RNA, 3323 nt
Organism: Chara braunii
Lineage: Eukaryota; Viridiplantae; Streptophyta; Charophyceae; Charales; Characeae
Source: the annotation of a GenBank genome assembly